AUGCCUCAAAAAGAAUACUAUAACCGGGCCACGUGGGAAUCUGGCGUUGCGUCCAUGAUGCAAAACAAGGUGUAUGACAUCUGUAACGAAGGUCACAGCGGAGUGAAUCAGCUUGGCGGAGUGUUCGUCAACGGCAGACCCCUGCCCGACUCAACCAGACAGAAAAUAGUCGAGCUUGCUCACAGUGGCGCGCGGCCGUGCGAUAUAUCCAGGAUUCUGCAGACCCAUGGUGAUGCAAAAGUCCAAGUGCUGGACAAUGAAAACGUGUCAAACGGCUGUGUGAGUAAGAUUCUGGGCAGAUACUAUGAAACUGGCUCCAUCAGACCAAGGGCGAUCGGGGGUAGCAAACCAAGAGUAGCAACUCCCGAGGUGGUCGGAAAAAUUGCCAUAUACAAGAGGGAGUGCCCGUCAAUCUUCGCGUGGGAAAUUCGUGACAGACUGCUUUCAGAGGGGGUCUGCACAAACGAUAAUAUACCCAGUGUGUCAUCGAUAAACAGAGUACUGCGCAACCUGGCUAGCGAAAAGCAACAGAUGGGCGCAGAUGGCAUGUAUGAGAAGUUGAGAAUGCUGAACGGUCAGACUGGGACGUGGGGAACCCGGCCGGGCUGGUACCCCGGAACCUCAGUGCCAGGACAGCCCAACGCAGAUGGUUGCCCACAGUCAGACGGCGGAGGUGAGAACACUAAUUCAAUAAGUUCGAAUGGAGAAGACUCGGAUGAGACCCAAAUGAGACUUCAGCUGAAAAGAAAAUUGCAAAGGAACCGCACUUCGUUCACACAAGAACAGAUAGAAGCGCUUGAGAAAGAGUUUGAAAGAACUCACUAUCCAGAUGUUUUCGCAAGGGAAAGACUUGCUGCAAAAAUUGACCUCCCAGAGGCCAGAAUACAGGUGUGGUUUUCAAAUAGAAGGGCAAAGUGGAGGAGGGAGGAGAAACUCCGGAAUCAACGGCGGCAAGCCAGUAACUCCUCCAGUCACAUCCCUAUCAGCAGCAGUUUCAGCACCAGUGUCUACCAACCCAUCCCACAGCCCACGACACCAGUAUCGUUCUCGUCAGGAUCCAUGUUGGGAAGACCAGACACAGCCCUUACAAACACAUACAGUGCCCUGCCACCUAUGCCAAGCUUCACCAUGGCCAACAACCUGCCUAUGCAAGCUCCUGUGCCCAGCCAGACCUCCUACUCCUGCAUGCUGCCCACCAGUCCCUCAGUCAACGGGCGGAGCUACGACACGUACACCCCUCCUCAUAUGCAGGCACAUAUGAACAGCCAGUCAAUGGCAGGCUCAGGAGUCAACUCAACAGGUCUCAUCUCUCCUGGAGUAUCUGUUCCUGUCCAAGUGCCAGGCAGUGAAGCAGACAUGUCCCAGUACUGGCCCAGGCUACAGUAG
This is a messenger RNA of Salvelinus namaycush (lake trout), 1386 nucleotides long. Its product is annotated as paired box protein Pax-6. The transcript has 13 exons. The record is from RefSeq and is a predicted model, not a curated record. Gene Ontology annotation, molecular function: RNA polymerase II cis-regulatory region sequence-specific DNA binding; DNA-binding transcription factor activity, RNA polymerase II-specific. The coding region runs from base 1 to 1386 and encodes 461 amino acids. Lineage: Eukaryota; Metazoa; Chordata; Actinopteri; Salmoniformes; Salmonidae. Gene Ontology annotation, biological process: regulation of transcription by RNA polymerase II; anatomical structure development.